AUGGAUGAAAAUCAAAACAACACAGAUGGCAUUUGGUGUAAUGUUGAAGGAAGCGACUGGAUGUUCACUGUGGUUCCAGUGUACAUCCUGGUCAUCAGUGUGCUGGGAAUUAUCCUGAAUGUGUUUGUGUUGAUGGUUUUGGGCCUCCACAAGAAGGCCUGUACAGUGGUCGAGAUAUAUUGGAGCAACCUGGCUGCUGCUGACCUCUUUCUGAUGUCUAGUUUACCCUUCUGGGCUUUGAAUGUAGCAAAGAAAUAUGACUGGAAACUUAGUAAAACCAUGUGCAAACUGAUCCCCUUUUCCAUCACCAUGAAUACCUACUGCAGCAUCUGCAUCCUUGUUCUGGUUAGCAUUGACCGAUAUUUGGCACUGGUGCGUCCACUGACCAGUGCACGAAUACGGAAGCCAUUUUGUGCCAAACUGGCUUGUGUAGUGGUGUGGGGUGUAUGCUUUUUCUUGAAUGUCCCAGCACUCAUCUUCAGGGAAGUUCUACAUUUCCCUGAGGGAAAUUUUAGCAGAUGCAAUCAUAAUGUUUCAAGUCCCACGAUGUAUCUGGCGUAUCAAGGGAUUUCUGUAUUUAGCUUCAUCAUCCCCAUUUUUAUUAUUUCCUUCUGCACUGUCAAAAUAAUUCACACUCUGAGAAAGAGGUUGAACAUUCAGAAAAUGGAGCAGAAGGCCAUCAUUCUGAUCCUGGUGGUCUUCCUGGCAUUCCUGAUCUGCUGGGUGCCGUACCACGUGGUUCAGAUACUAGACUUGCUCAGUAGACUUAACAUUGUGGGACUGUGUACGACUCACCUGAACUUCUUUCACCUGAUCUUCACCUAUUUAUCCUUAUUGAACAGUGUUCUCAAUCCCAUUCUCUAUGUCAUUGUAGGGAAAAAUUUCCAGACAAAAGUUAAGGAAUUAUUUAGGCAGAUGAGCACAAAGCUGUCAAGAUGUCUUUAA
This is a messenger RNA of Stegastes partitus (bicolor damselfish), 945 nucleotides long. Its product is annotated as B2 bradykinin receptor-like. Gene Ontology annotation, molecular function: C-C chemokine binding; bradykinin receptor activity; C-C chemokine receptor activity. Gene Ontology annotation, biological process: immune response; calcium-mediated signaling; positive regulation of cytosolic calcium ion concentration. NCBI's taxonomy places the organism in Eukaryota, Metazoa, Chordata, Actinopteri, Pomacentridae. The transcript has a single exon. Bases 1 to 945 code for a protein of 314 amino acids. The record is from RefSeq and is a predicted model, not a curated record. Gene Ontology annotation, cellular component: membrane; external side of plasma membrane.